Messenger RNA from Heterocephalus glaber (naked mole-rat), 9710 nucleotides. RefSeq names its product pappalysin 2 (gene Pappa2). The record is from RefSeq and is a predicted model, not a curated record. NCBI's taxonomy places the organism in Eukaryota, Metazoa, Chordata, Mammalia, Rodentia, Bathyergidae. Gene Ontology annotation, molecular function: metalloendopeptidase activity. Gene Ontology annotation, biological process: cell surface receptor signaling pathway; proteolysis.
UUGGACUGCCAAGAGCUGAAGGAGAGUGGUGAGCAAAGGAAUGAAGGGGAGAGAGAGAGAAACUAAACUGGAAGCUUGAGUUUUGUGUUGCUUCUUGAAACCUUAUGAAUGGAUUACUAGCAGCUGAGAGCCAGGAGAGACCUAUAGGGGAUGCAAGAUCACUUACACACUAAAAGGGGGAGAAGAGAAGGCGGAAUCCUUCUUCCAUGCUGUGUUACCCCCUUCCUGAAAUGAAUGGGACCCACAGGACUCCCAGAAGGUGAAGUCAAAGGCUGUCAGAUUCAUUUGAUUAGGAGAACAGCAGACUGGCAACCAGGAGGAGAACUUUCCAGAGACUUAGAACAUACCAACAAGUUGGAAGGGGAUUUAAAAAAACCUUCAAGCAUCAACAACCACGAACUCCAAGCUGAGGGGAAGAAUCUAACUUCCAAGGGUGGACUAGAAGCUGGAUGGGCACCUGACUGAGGACAUCUGGAAAGAGGAAGUUAAGUACCAGCUUGGAUUUCUGUGCCCCCAGAUUCUUUGUGCAUUUUCCAUCAAUAACCAUCAAAUUUUGUGUCUCUAUGAAAAAGUUUUCCUAGCCAUUUGUUUUAAGGUGAACAUAUUUGGGAUUAAGGGCUACAAAAAGAGAAAGUAAUGUCUAGAGAAAAAAGAAAUGAACAUUAGGGAAUGAGAUUAUUUUGAAUGACUUUGGGUAGCCAGGAGUAUGUGUUUGUGAGUGUGAAUUUGAGAGAAUUGGGCUUAUGACAUAUUGUUCUAGUAUCAGAGAAGGAAAGAGUUAUUGAGGAACAAAGAAAGAAAAAGAAAAAACCUGAGCUUUCUGGGAAGAAAUUCAAAGGAACCAAGAGCAAUUAACUUCAUUCUGCAAGGACUAAAAUAGAGGUAGAAGAGAGGUCAAAGGAGCAGUGUGAGGGAAUCAUACACGGUGGGAGCAGCACGGAAGCCACACUAGCAUAAUUUCCACCACAGGGGGCCAGAAGAGGCACUCUUUUGGGCUACCUGAAAAAGUUUGGUUUGUGAACAGAACAGUUUCCCUGUGACUGCAAGUCCAGUGCUAGCCAUCUCUUUCUGCUCUCUCCAUCACUCUGGUGUGGUACCCAGAAAUCGACUUCUGGCUCUGUGGGAAGAGCUGAGGGAGGCAUGAUGUGUUUAAAGGUCCUGAGACUAAGCCUGGUGAUCCUGGCUGGAUGGCUGUUCAGCACCACCCACUCUGAGCUCGGCUGGACUCCCAAGAAAUCCUUUGCUCAGAAGGGACAUCUGAAGCAGGUGCUGUUGGAAGGUGAACACUGUUGGCUGGGGGCUAAGAUUCAAAGACCCAGAGCUGCUCCCCAGCAUCACCUCUUUGGAGUCUAUCCCAGCAGCACUAGGAACUACCUGAGGCCCUUCUCUGUGGGGGAGCAGGGAGCUCAUUACGCAGGACACAGUAAGCCAGACACUGAGGGAAAGGGUGUGAGCCAUGUCUCCCAAAACCUGCCUGAAAAUACAGCAGAAGUGGGGAGGGAGAGUGAGCAGCCAGCUGCCCCUUGGGGAGGGGAUGGUCCUAUUGGGCAAUCUGAGCUGCCAGGAGAUGAUGACACUUAUCUUGGCAACCAAGGAUCCAAGGAGUCUCUAGGUGAGGCUGCAUUCCGGGAAAGCUCAGCCAGAGCCACCAUUAUCACCACCACCUUUGCACACCUGAAGGAACCUGAAGCAGACACCCAGAGGAAGGGCUGGGCCAAGGCCAGGCUUCCCCGGCAAGUGGUGAUGAGGCAGGCAGAAGAUGUGCCUGGAGACCCCAACAUCUCUUUUCAGCCUUUCCAACACUGGCCUAAAGACCCCCUCACAGACAGGGCUCAAAGCAGCCCAUUGGAGGACAGCAUCCAAAAUGGUGGCGGGAGCCCUGACUGGGAAGCUGAGACCUUUCACCCCCAAGGAGGACUGCCUGUCUUGUACUUCUCUGGGAGGCGGGAGCGGCUGCUGCUGCGUCCAGAACUGCUGGCUGACAUUCCCAGGGAGGCGUUCACAGUGGAAGCCUGGGUGAGACCGGAGGGAGGACAGAACAACCCAGCCAUCAUUGCAGGUGUGUUUGAUAACUGCUCCCACACGGUCAAUGACAAGGGCUGGGCCCUGGGCAUCCGCUCAGGGAAAGACAAGGGAAGGCGAGAUGCUCGCUUCUUUUUCUCCCUCCGAACUGACCGCAUGAAGAAAGCCACCACUAUGACUGGCCAUAGUCACUACCAAGCAGGCACAUGGACACAUGUGGCAGCCACUUAUGAUGGACGGCGCAUGGCCCUGUAUGUGGAUGGCACUCAAGUGGCUAGUAGCCCAGGCCAGUCUGGUCCCCUGAACAGUCCUUUCAUGGCAUCCUGCCGCUCCUUGCUCUUGGGUGGGGAUAGCUCUGAGAAUGGGCACUAUUUCCGUGGACACCUGGGCACACUGGCCUUCUGGUCUACUGCCCUCUCACAAAGCCACCUCCAGCACAGUUUCCAGCAUGGAAGCGGGGCAGAGGAGCUGGCCACCCUGGUCUUAACAGCCAGUUUUGAUCCUUUGAAGGAACAGUGGACACCCUUCAAGGAUGAGAAGUAUCCCCGGCUUGAGGUUCUCCAGGGCUCUGGGCCAAAACCUGAGAUCCUGUCACCACUGCAGCCCCCACUUUGUGGGCAGACAGUUUGUGACAAUGUGGACCUGAUCUCUCAGUACAACAGGCACUGGCCCCUUCGGGGAGAGAAGGUGAUCCGCUACCAGGUGGUGAAUGUCUGUGAUGAUGAGGGCCUGCACCCCACGGUGAGCGAGGAGCAGAUCCAGCGGCAGCACGAGGCCCUGAAUGAGGCCUUCAGCCGCUACAACAUCAGCUGGCAGCUGAGCAUCCGCCGGGUCCUCAACUCCACCCUGCGUCACCGGGUUGUGCUUGUGAACUGUGAGCCCAGCAAGAUUGGAAACGACCACUGUGACCCAGAGUGUGAGCACCCUCUCACGGGCUAUGAUGGGGGUGAUUGUCGCCUUCAGGGCCGCUGCUACUCCUGGAACCGCAGGGAUGGGAUUUGUCAUGCCUCGUGCAACAACAUGCUGAACGACUUCGAUGACGGGGACUGCUGUGACCCAGAGGUGGCGGAUGUGCGCAAGACCUGCUUUGACCCUGACUCCCCCAAGAGGGCAUACAUGAGUGUGAAGGAGCUGAAGGAGGCCUUACAGCUCAACGGUACCCAUUUCCUCAAUGUCUACUUUGCCAGCUCAGUGCGAGAAGACCUUGCAGGUGCUGCCACCUGGCCUUGGGAGAAAGAAGCUGUCAGUCACCUGGGGGGAGUUGUCCUCAACCCAGCCUAUUAUGGCAUGCCGGGUCACAGCAACAUCAUGAUCCACGAGGUGGGGCAUGUCCUGGGCCUCUACCACGUCUUCAAAGGAGUCAGUGAGAGGGACUCCUGCAAUGACCCCUGCAGGGAGAUGGUACCAUCCAUGGAAACAGGAGAUCUCUGUGCCGACACUGCCCCCACGCCGAAGAGUAAGCUGUGCCAGAUUCCAGAACCUGCCAACGACACCUGCGGCAUCACCCACUUCCCAGGGGCUCCAUUCAACAACUACAUGAGCUACACAGAUGAUAACUGCACGGACAGCUUCACCCCUAACCAAGUGGCGAGGAUGCAUUGUUAUUUGGACCUUGUUUAUCAGCAAUGGAGUCAAAGCAGAAAGCCCACCCCCAUUCCUAUCCCACCUGUGGUCAUCGGGCAGACACGCAAGUCCCUCACUAUCCACUGGCUGCCUCCUAUUAGUGGAGUUGUAUAUGACAGGGCUCCAGGCAGCAUGUGUGGCAGCUGCUCUGAAGAUGGGACAUUCCGUCAGUAUGUACACACUGCUUCUUCCAGGCGGGUGUGUGACUCCUCAGGAUACUGGACCCCAGAGGAGGCUGUGGGGCCUCCUGAUGUGGAUCAGCCCUGUGAGCCAAGCCUGCAGGCCUGGAGUCCUGAGCUCCACCUCUACCACAUGAAUAUGACAGUGCCCUGCCCUGCGGAAGGCUGUAGCCUGGAGCUCCUCUUCCAAUACCCAGUCCGAGCUGACACCCUCACCCUCUGGGUCACUUACCUCUCCACGGACUCUUCCCAGGCACUGUUUGACACAGAGAUCAUGCUGGAAAACCAGGAGUCUGUGCACCUGGGCCCCUUAGACACUUUCUGUGACACACCCCUCACCAUCAAACUGCAUGUGGACGGAAAGGUCUCAGGGGCGAAAGUCUACACAUUUGACGAGCGGAUGGAGAUUGAUGCUGCCCUCCUGACUUCCCAGCCCCGCAGUCCUUUGUGUUCUGGCUGCAUGCCUGUGAGGUACCAGGUUGUCCGGGAGCCUCCUUUUGCCAGUGGCUCACCCAUGGUGGUGACACAGCUUCACAGGAAGUUCACAGACAUGGAAGUCACACCUGGACAAAUGUAUCAAUACCAAGUUCAGGCUGAAGCUGGAGCAGAACUAGGAGAACCUUCACCUCCUCUGCACCACAUCCAUGGAGCUCCUUACUGUGGAGAUGGGAAGGUGGAAAAGAGCUUGGGAGAAGAGUGCGAUGACGGAGACCUGCUGGACGCAGAUGGAUGUUCAAGAGCGUGUGCCCUAGAAGAAGGCUUCAACUGUGUGGGGGAGCCAAGCCUUUGUUACAGGUAUCAGGGAGAUGGGAUUUGUGAACCUUUCGAGAAGGAAACUAGCAUCCUAGACUGUGGUCUCCAUACCCCUAAAGGAUACUUGGAUCAGUGGGCUAGCCAGGCUUACUCCUCUCGUGAAGACAAGAAGUGUCCUGUUUCUCUGGUAACUGGAGAGCCUCAUUCCAUGAUUUGCACAUCAUACCAUCCAGAUCUACCCAAGUACCACCCCUUUACUGGCUGGUUUCCCUGCAUCACCAGUGGAAAAAGGCCUCAGGAUGAAGGGAGUGAGCAGUUUGAAGAUAGCCUGGAAAAGGAGAAUGAAGUUUGGCUCGAAGUGUGUUUUAGUAGACCUGGAGUUGCCACAGCAGUUUUCAUUUUCUUGACAUCUGAUGGCCUGGGCCCUGGGAAGCAUCAGCGGCCAACAGUAACUCUGUACCUGACCGAUGUCAGUGGAAGCAACCACUCUCUUGGAACCCAUGAACUGUCAUGCCAGCAGAACCCACUGGUUAUCAACGUGACCCUUCAUGCAAAUGUCCUCUCCCACUGUACCACCUCUGUGCUGCUGAAUUUCUCAUCCCCUUUGGUGGGCAUCUCAGCAGUGGCUCUAAGGACAUCCUCCCACAUCAGUCCUUCAGCUCCCCAUAACUGCAUUGCAGAGCAUGAGAGGCAAAAUCAUCAGGGACAGAGCUGUGUCCACCGGCCUUGUGGGGAACAGGGCAGCUGUGUGCCAUUGCUGCUUGAUCACACGGACAUGGUGAACUGUACCUCUAGCAGCCCAGGUCACAUGAAGUGUGCUAUCACCUGUCAAAGGGGAUUUGCCCUUCAGACCAGCAGUGGGCAGUACCUCAGGCCUAUUCAGAAGGAGAUUCUGCUCACAUGUUCCGCUGGGCUCUGGGACCGGGAUGUGAGCUGCAUGCCUGUUGACUGUGGCAUCCCUGACCCAACUUUGGUGAACUAUGCAAACUUCUCCUGCUCAGAAGGCACCGACUUUCUAAAACGCUGCUCCAUCUCUUGUGUGCCACCAGCCAAGCUUCAAGGACUGAGCCCAUGGCUGACCUGCCUUGAAGACGGAAUGUGGUCUCUUCCUGAAGUCUACUGCAAGCUUGAAUGUGACACACCCCCUGCCAUUCCAAAUGCCAACUUGCUCCUACCUGACUGUGUCCAGGGAAGCCACGAUGUGGGCACCAUCUGCAGAUACGAAUGCCAGCCAGGCUACCAUGUGCUGGAGGGUACAGCGAGUACAGUCAGGAACAAGUUCCUGAAGAUACAGUGCCUGGAAGGUGGAAUCUGGGAGCAAGGCAGCUGUGUGCCAGUGGUGUGUGAGCCUCCUUCUCCUGUUUUUGAAGGCAUGUAUGAGUGUACCAACGGCUUCAAUUUGGACAGCCAGUGUGUGCUUAACUGUAAGCAGGAAAGUGAAAGGCUUCCCAUUGUCUGCAAUAAAGAGGGACUGUGGACUCGUGAAUUCAAGCUGUGUGAGAACCUGCAAGGGGAAUGCCCUCCACCUCCCUCAGAGCUGAAUUUCCUGGAGUACAAGUGUGAACAGGGAUACGGGAUUGGUGCAGUGUGUUUCCCGUCAUGUAUAAUACCCCCUAAUGAUCCCGUCAUGUUGCCAGAGAACAUCACUGCUGACAAGCUGGAGUACUGGAUGGAACCUGUCAAAGUCCAGAGCAUCGUGUGUACUGGCCAGCGUCAGUGGCAUCCAGACCCCCUUCUGAUCCACUGCAUCCAGUCAUGUGAGCCUUUCCAGGCAGAUGGCUGGUGUGACACUAUUAACAACCGCGCGUACUGCAGCUACGAUGGGGGAGACUGCUGCUCUUCCACGAGCUCCUCCAAGAAGGUAACUCCAUUUGCUGCUGACUGUGACCAGGAUGAAUGCACCUGCCGGGACCCUAAGGCAGAAGAAAAUCAGUAACUGUGGGCUGGGCUCCUCCCUCCUCUGCCCUGGAGGCAGUCCGAGAGAGAAGCUUCCAUGGAGGGAGACAGAGGGCGAAGAAAGAAGAAAGGUCAUGAAAUGCAGGAAGUAGAGAGUGUGAAGGAUCUUUUCAGAAAUGCGAGAGUAUAUUUUUAGAUGCCAACAAUUGCAUCCAGUCACUCAAAUAGGGAAGAAUGAUAGGCAAAAGCUUCUUUAAUGUGGCAGGUGAUGAACAGAGGAAGGAGAAAUGUGAUAGAUAAACAAGGACUCUCCAUCUAGAUUCUGCCCAGCCCCAUCCUUAACUCUCGUGCUACUCCCCAUUCUGUACCUUAUCAACUACUCAGCCUCAUCCAGUGUGUAAACCAUUAUCAAAAUACUAGAAGAGAAGUUUCCAGGGACAUUCUGUUAAUAACCAUUUCAAAUGAAUUGUCAUCUUUCAGGGCUUGUCUACUCUAAUCUGGCCCUUCCCCUUUCUUUUAUGUAGUCUCUCUUAAAUAAUGAGGUUAGUUAUUAAUUCUUUAUAAGUAUUUAAACAUAAUUAUAUAAAUAUAUUAUAUAUUAUAUUUUUUGCUGUUUAUUAAGCUAAAAAUUAUCCAUUGUUCCACACAUGCUGCUGUGAAGUUCAUGUCCAAAAUGGAUGCUAAGGCUUUGAGAACAGAAAGCCAAGUUCUUCUGCCAUCUUUCUAUGAAUAAGGAUUGGCAGGCUGAAUGGGAAUGGAGAAAGAGCCAGGAAGAGAGAAGGUGGAAUUCUGGGUGCUAACAUGUCCACCAAUUAUCUUUAUGACGUGGGGACCAGGGCCACUCGAAGGAGAUGGCAGUUGGAAUGAUAAUACCAAGAAACACAGAAAGCUUGCUGUUAGUGCCCAUGGCUAAUGGGUCCAGAAAAACUAGACAGUGAUUUUUUAAUAUCCAUCAAAAGAAUUUAUUAGCUUCUCCAUACUUCUCAGAACUCUCAGUUAGAGUUAGUGAGACCCAGUAUUUCUUCCACUCCCAUCUGUACCUAUCCCAAGCAUGGCUGUCAGCCCCUCAGUCAUUCAACAAGUUUGCAUGAGGAUUCAUCUUCUGAGUACCUGUAUCAUGGGGGCUAACAUAUUCUUCACAGUUGGGCUGUGGUCUCUGGCCAUCAGUCACAACCACAUCUCCAGUUGUUUAUUUUCUGGGGAAUAAUGUUUUGGAAAUGAUACAGGAGAAGGUGAGAGGAGAUGAAAGAAUAAGCAGGAUGGAGCAGCCAAAAGAGGUCACAGAGAGGUACGGUUCAGGGAUAAAUCACGGCUGAGAAAGAGGAUAGCAUGAGUCCAGGAGGUUCAAGUCCAAGUCUCCAAAGAAGACCAAAGUGGAUCCUUUGAGCAAUGCAACAUCUGAGUUGAAUUCUAUGCAAGAGUAAUGCAUACAAUCUGACCCAGAUUGUUCACUUUGGGCAAGCUAUGGCAACACAUGGAGCAAGGGUGACACUCUGUGGGAAGAGAGAAGAAUUUCAACUGUUUAGGAUCCAUCUUGUUAUCUUUACCCUCUCUUGUUCAGGAGAUGGACUGCACAUGAAAUGACCACAUUAACCCCGCCUCUCUUUACGUCCUACGCCUGUUUUUAUUUUUUGCAUGAGGUCUUAUUGUAGUUUUCCUAUAAGUUUCUGGAUUAGGCCUUAGGUGAAAAAAGAAAGGAUCCAAUUUUUUUUGAUGCCCUGUCUGAUCAUCUUAUGAAGGGCCAACAAGCCUCAUUUUCUUCAAAGUUAAUUCUCCAAUUGAAAACAAGAGCAGGAAAAACAGAGCUCAGCUGCACACUGUCCAUGUCAUCUGCUCUUUGCUCUGACUAUUUUUUCUACUCUUCCCUUCAACAUGGAAGCAAGAAGGAAAACAAAAUGUUAUUCAUUCCCAACAAAAUAGUACCCACACUAUUAUGUAGGAAAAACAUUAUUCUAGAAUUAAAUUACAAACAUAUGGUUCAUACACCUUUUUAUCUGUACUUGGAAUGAGGACAGCAAAGUCACUGGGUGGGGAAAGAGCAGAGCAGAGUUUGCCCAACUGAAAUUUCUUACCCUCUAUAUGGUCUGGUCGUAGGGGAAACUAUAGCCUAAAUAACAUUCAUUGUCUGGGUCACAUUUACUGGCCCUAGGACAGACAAGAAACAUUUAUUUAUGGGAACCUACUAGGACUUAAAAUGGAAAGGACAGUGGAAAAGUUUAGAUUCUCUAUUUUUUCAAAAAACAAAGAUGAAAAAACACAUUGUAAAAUUGUUUUCUUGGGGAACAGAUCCAAAUUCCUGGGCAUGUUUCAAGCUCUGCCUUGGGCAAUCCUGCCCCCAAUUGAGGGAGAAGAAGAGCUAUCCUAGACAUUGCCCAGCUCAGGAAGCUGCAGCCUCCACAGAACAUGGAACCAGCGGUUGAUGCCCAUGUGUGUCUCUCUGUUCAGUCUCUCCAUAAGAGUAAUAAUGACCACAUUCCUGAGUCAUAUUUCAUUUUAAAAUAUUUUUCACUCUAUUAACAACAUGUGCAGUUCACAACUACCCAGGAAAAGGUGAGAGGGCAGUUCUUGUUGUGUGGGGAAAGCCCAUUAGGCUGAGAGCCACCCAGCUGUAGUCAGCUGUGGACAUUUGUAGGUGCCAUGUUCUUCCAGUCCUUGUCCCCAAUUCCUAGUGUUGUGAGGAACUCAAGUUACUCACAAAGUCAAAGGAGUAAGACACUGUGGUCACAGAUUCCAAAGGCAGCAGCUCACACUUGUUCCAUGUGGUGAUUUGCAUUCUCCUGCUCUUUCCCACUCAUGGAGUCAGUGAGGGCCUUUCCCAGGGGCUCCUCUGUCUGUCUCUUCAUUCCCAACCACUUUUGUCUCUUCUUUUUCCUGAUAAGUAGGGGCUCUGGUGUUCAUGUUGCCUGGGUGUGGCUGACCCUACUGACUGGCAUGACAGCCUCCAAAGAGAUACAGAAGAGGGGUCUCCAUGAGGAGAACGGGUAGAUACCGGCAAAAAAAGGAAAGAAGUAAAAAGCUGUGUUUUGGUCGUCUCCUUCCCUUUUCUCCAUCACAAGCAUCGGACUUGGCACUUCUGUUCUGUGUGAUCAUAUUGAGUGUGUCAGUGAGCACCCCAGGGGAUAGUUUGAUUGGAAAUAUAGUGAAAGGAGCUGAUCUACUGUAUUGUAACGUAAAACAGCUAUAGCCAGUUAUUUUGUAAGAUUAUAAGAUGUUCAUUAAAAAAAUCAGCACACAAAA